GUCGAUGUUUUGUCAUUCAACAGCUGACACUGUUAUUUUGAAAUUGCAAAUUUAAGUGCUAAUAAUGGAUUUCAUGGAUAAAAUCCGUGGAUUCCUGGGCUUUAAUCAUCGUCCGCCCUACGACAACAGAACAUUUGAUCAGAAUAUUCCACCAGCACAAGAUAACCAACCAAGAACGUUUGUGUUCAGCUUCGGUAACAGUACAUCAGAUCCUCGAAACUCUGAAGAACGACCCAGAAAUGAUUUCGACAUAUUCACGAACCCCGCGCACAUGCAACAAUUCUUUGAACAACAAAUGAGUGACAUGUUUAAAAGCUUUGGGUUUCCUGGCUUUGACAAUUUCUUUGGAUCAUUUGACUUUUCCAACAGCCCCCCCAUGAUUGAAGGUGGUUACUCAGAGCCAGAGGCCAACCCUGGGGACCUUCGAGAGCAUUUUCUUAAGAAAGGUUAUGAGCUCCCUGCUAGAAACAAUCAAGUUGACAAAGAUGUGGAUGGACAGGUGAAAAUUGAAGAAUUGGAUCAAAUGCUGGACAAAAAUUCUGCAACAAUGCCCUACAUUAAAAGUCAACCAGAGACAUUCUUCUUUGGACAGAGUUCAAGUACUUCUACAACAACUGGACCUGAUGGGUCAAUUCAAAUUAGGAAGACAAUUCGAGACAACCAGGGGAAUGAAGAAACCACAAUAACAAAAAAAUUAGGUGAUAAGGAGUACACUAUGAUAAAAAAGAGGGAUAACACUGGUAAAGAGGAAAUAACUGAAAACUUUGUAAAUAUAACAGAGUCAGAGAAAGACAAAUUCAUGUCAAAUAGUCAGUCACAAAUUUAUACACCACAAAUGAGAAUAGAUGGAUAUGAUAGUAAUUUAUUUGACAAACUUUUCAAAUGGUUGCUUAAAUGUUAAUGAAAAUAUUAUUUGCGGUUGUAUAUCUAUUACAAAACUGAGAUUGUGAUAAUUGUAAAUAGAUAUGAAAGACCAUACAAUUUGUAAAUAAAUUUUCGAAUAUUUUAAA
Molecule: messenger RNA, 1010 nt
Organism: Aethina tumida (small hive beetle)
Lineage: Eukaryota; Metazoa; Arthropoda; Insecta; Coleoptera; Nitidulidae
Exons: 6
Coding region: 65-901 (278 amino acids)
Biological process (GO): regulation of actin filament polymerization; negative regulation of apoptotic process
Cellular component (GO): actin cytoskeleton; sarcoplasmic reticulum; apical plasma membrane
Source: RefSeq, a predicted model, not a curated record